AUGCUCCUGGGAAUGUAUACUGAAGACAUUCUCACCGAGGGUCAUUCAAGAUUUGGGCUGGUGGCUGUGGCGACAGCCAGAGCAGUGGACCGUAGGGGUGCAUGCAGUCCCAUCAUAGAGGACGAGCUGAGCUUCUCGGACAUCUAUUACUCCCCGUCCUGCUGCAAGUUCUGCCUCAGCUGUCCUUGGCUCUCACUGCACUCACUCACCAAUGUCACCUGCUCCAUGUGGUUGGUGCUCUUCACCCUCUGCGAGAACAGCAUGAUUCUCUCCGCUGCCAUAGUCAUCACCCUCAGAGGCCUGCUUGGUUACCUCCAUUUUGUGAAGCUUGAUCAGAAGACUCUGUUAAUCACUGAUUCCCUUGGCAUCCAGAUGACUUUAUCCUAUGCCUCUGGCAAAGAAAGCACCACCCUCAUUGGGGUGGGCAAGGUGAAGGAUGUUAUCAUUAAUGAGGCUAUUUACAUGCAGAAGAUGACUGCCUAUCUCUGCAUUUUAUUGAAUGAUCCGGUGGAACCAAAUGGGAUAUCCCAAGUAGUACCUGUCUUCCAGAGUGCAAUGGACUGCUUGAUUGACGUGUACAGGAGCUGUCAGGAGACCCUGGCACACCAGAAAGCCACAUCCACAAGCCCAUGCGCCCGGCUUUCAGAAGGCCCGUACUGUCUUCCAUGGGAAAUGACUCCUAAGCCCCCGGGUGGUGUAUUUUCUGUAUUCAAACCAUCAUGUGGACACGGGCCUAGGAACCGGGAUGGAAGCAGUGGACCUGAGACACAGAGCAGGUGACUGGAACCCAGCUCACUGUGUGAUG
This is a messenger RNA of Myotis brandtii (Brandt's bat), 805 nucleotides long. RefSeq names its product phosphatidylinositol N-acetylglucosaminyltransferase subunit H-like. Gene Ontology annotation, biological process: GPI anchor biosynthetic process. Gene Ontology annotation, cellular component: glycosylphosphatidylinositol-N-acetylglucosaminyltransferase (GPI-GnT) complex. Lineage: Eukaryota; Metazoa; Chordata; Mammalia; Chiroptera; Vespertilionidae. The record is from RefSeq and is a predicted model, not a curated record.